ACGCAUUCCACUGUGAGAGUGAGCUCGGCAAGGCGCGAGGAAUUUUGAUUUGGGAGGCGCCAUUUCUCCAUCCAGGUAUAGAUCCGCGCGCGCUUGAAUCCCCAGCGCUCGCGAUCGAAAUGGGGGCGCUGGCGGUCUCCGGGACCGCGCAGAUCAAGCAGCUGUUCGAGGAGCAGCACAAGUACCUGGAUUUCUUCUUCGCCAAUCUCGACUACGCCCAGAUCCAGGCCUUCACGGACCUGUGCCUGGCCGCCGAGGGCGUCGUCUUCUUCUCCGGCGUGGGCAAGAGCGGCUACAUCGCCCAGAAAAUCUCCCAGACGCUCGUCUCCACGGGCACUAAGUCGGUGUUCCUCAACCCCACGGAUGCCUUGCACGGCGACAUUGGCAUGGUGGGAUCCAAGGACUUGGUGGUGUUGCUGAGCAAGAGUGGCGCUACCGAGGAGCUCUUGAGGCUGGUGCCGUGCUUGAGAGCCAGAGGGGCGUUCGUGGUGGGGAUCUCUUCGCUGCUAAACUCGCAGCUUAGCCGGGUGUGUGACAUGCACGUCCAUUUGCCGCUCGAGAGGGAGCUCUGCCCGUUUGAUCUCGCGCCGGUGACUUCCACCGCCAUCCAGAUGCUCUUAGGCGAUACGGUGGCGAUUGCGCUCAUGCAAGCGAAGAAUCUGACUAGGGAGGAGUAUGCUCUCAAUCAUCCGGCUGGUCGCAUUGGCAAGAGACUCAUCUUUCGAGUUCGAGAUGUCAUGAAGAAAGGAGACGAACUUCCACUAUGCAAGGAAAACGAUCUGAUAAUGGAGCAGCUCUUGGAACUCUCUGCAAAGGGCUGUGGUUGUCUUCUCGUCGUCGACGACAACAGGCAGCUUCUUGGUACCUUUACCGAUGGUGAUCUCCGUCGAGCACUCAAGUCCAAGAGGGAGGAGGUUUUCAAGCUGACUGUCGGGGAGAUGUGCAACAGAUCUCCGCGAAAAACAACGGCAAAUGCGAUGGCUGUCGAUGCCAUGCAGAUAAUGGAAGGGCCUCCAUCCCCCGUCACAUUUCUUCCCGUGGUGGACGAAACUGGCAUUGUAAUCGGCAUCGUUAAGCUUCAUGACUUGGUUUCCGCUGGCCUGUGACUUAUAUACCUUCACACACACACACACACACAGGAAAAGUGCUGCCGGACAAUAACACUUGUACUCCAUACAACUUCGCUUCUCGGUUUGUAAGUUUUUCUCAGGCGAAGGCGUUUAUUCGCUAUCAUAUGGACCACUUCUUAGUACUUACCGGUAAAUGAAUUUAACUAUCCUUCUGCCCUGUUGGCA
Selaginella moellendorffii is the source of this 1295-nucleotide messenger RNA. Its product is annotated as probable arabinose 5-phosphate isomerase. The record is from RefSeq and is a predicted model, not a curated record. The transcript is spliced from 4 exons. NCBI's taxonomy places the organism in Eukaryota, Viridiplantae, Streptophyta, Lycopodiopsida, Selaginellales, Selaginellaceae. Bases 120 to 1106 code for a protein of 328 amino acids. Gene Ontology annotation, biological process: carbohydrate derivative metabolic process; carbohydrate metabolic process. Gene Ontology annotation, molecular function: isomerase activity; carbohydrate derivative binding.